UUUCUCUAUGCAGUUGCAUUCUUAUCGUGCAGCGAUUUAAAGAAGGCACACCCUACAGCAACAAGUGGAUAUUACAUCAUUGAUCCAGAUGGAGAGGGAGGCCUGGAACCAUACUCAGUGUACUGUGACAUGACUGACAAAAAUGGAGUUGGCGUGACAGUCAUCAGUCACGACAGUGAACGUAGGACGCUUGUUAAUGGACAUGAAUAUCCAGGCAGGUACUCGCGUAACAUUCACUACACAGGAGCGAGCCUGUCUCAGUUGGCGACACUCACCCGUGUCUCCUUACACUGCGAGCAGUUUAUCAGGUAUGAGUGCCAUGGUGCAAGGAUAUUAAAACAUGGAUCGUCAUGGUGGGUGUCACGUGAUUCUACUAGGAUGAGUUACUGGGGUGGAGCAUCCCCUGGAAGUGGUAAGUGCGCGUGCGGGAUGAACAACUCAUGUGCAGACCCCAGUUAUGGCUGCAACUGUGAUAAGGAUGACCCUGUAUGGCGUGAAGACAGCGGUCUCUUGACUGACAAGACAAAGCUUCCAGUAAAACAGCUAAGGUUUGGUGAUACUGGUCAUAGCACCGAGCGAGGCUACCACACUCUGGGAAAAUUCAAGUGUUACGGUACAGCAUAA
Messenger RNA from Porites evermanni, 624 nucleotides. The record is from the annotation of a GenBank genome assembly. Lineage: Eukaryota; Metazoa; Cnidaria; Anthozoa; Scleractinia; Poritidae.